This is a messenger RNA of Rhagoletis pomonella (apple maggot), 3792 nucleotides long. RefSeq names its product ABC transporter G family member 23 (gene snu). Gene Ontology annotation, molecular function: ATP hydrolysis activity; ABC-type transporter activity; ATP binding. The record is from RefSeq and is a predicted model, not a curated record. Bases 960 to 3221 code for a protein of 753 amino acids. Gene Ontology annotation, cellular component: ATP-binding cassette (ABC) transporter complex; membrane. Gene Ontology annotation, biological process: transmembrane transport. The transcript is spliced from 12 exons. NCBI's taxonomy places the organism in Eukaryota, Metazoa, Arthropoda, Insecta, Diptera, Tephritidae.
CAAAGCACUUCGAUUGCUGCAGCUGUGCCGACGGUUGGUUGAGCUUAUGGAAAUUGUUCGCUUGUCAUUUCAGUACGAUUUGGACGGUUAAGCGUAACGCAAGUGUAGCUGUGGUCUCGCCGUUGAUGUCGGAAUAUUAAAAAAUUUAAUCGAGUUUCAAAAGCGAGUGCGGUUUGAAAACAAUUUUUCGUUAAAUACACACACACACACACUCAAGUGUCAAGGUUUUGUUUUUUCGCAAAAAAGAAAAAACUUUCAAAAAGUUGCUUAAGAAAACAUUUAAUUUCACUGACCGAAACCAGAAUCUAGCUUAAACAACCGAAAAGAGCUAACCAAUAAAAUAUUCGAUUAAACCAAAAAUUUACCUGCAGUAUUUUUGGAUACAAAACUUAGUGAAUGCUGUGCUUUUGUUUUUUUUUUGCGAAAUUUUACGAAAUUUUUCCACCGAAAAAUUUGUGGCUGACAUCCGCUAAAUUUUAACAACGAGCAACGGUUACAGGUGCUAACACAAAAUAUUACAAAACCGCAAAAAAAAAGAACAACGCGUGUAUUACUACGCUACCUGAGAGCAUAUUUAGUUACCGCUGGUUUAACUAAGCAUAUAAACAAGUUUGUGUCCGCAGUCUUUUGUGUGUGAAGCCUGAAAUUUCUAUUGCUCGACUACAUACAGAGCGUUCAAUACACUUCUGCAGAGAACCGCUGUGCUAACUUUUAGAGAAAAAAAUAAAAAUAAAAAUUUAAACGUUUUGGUGAAUUUUUUUUUUCUAUAGUUUUGGCAUCAAUAAAAACCAUAGAAGAACCUGCGCAGCUAAGCUGAUUACAUAAAGCAAGUAAGCGGCAGUUUGACUGGAUGCCGAAGACUUUGUGCGGAUUUUUUAGAAACAGCUAAUAUUUUCGCGUACGCACAGCCUAAAUUAUAUAACAUAAAAAUACAAGAGAAAAACGCCAGCGAUCCGGUCAUGACCACAAAUAAUGAUGGCGGAACAGCAGCACAAUGGAAUCGGAGCUCACAGGCUGCCGUGUCGGUGCGACAUGCCUUCAAAGCGUACGGCAAGAAGAAGAAUGCCAAUCAGGUGUUGAAUAAUUUAAAUAUGACCGUACCAAAGGGCACAAUCUAUGGCCUCCUCGGCGCCUCUGGUUGUGGCAAAACUACCUUACUCUCGUGCAUUGUGGGACGACGACGUCUUGACUCUGGUGAAAUUUUCGUGCUCGGCGGCAAACCGGGAACACGUGGCUCAGGCGUGCCGGGCAAGCGUGUCGGCUACAUGCCACAGGAGAUCGCCUUAUAUGGCGAAUUCUCCAUACGUGAAACAAUGAUGUAUUUCGGUUGGAUAUUCGGUAUGGGCACCAAGGAGAUUAUCGAGCGGCUGCAGUUCCUGUUGAAUUUCCUUGAUCUGCCUUCUGAGAAACGUUUGGUGAAGAAUUUGAGUGGUGGCCAACAGCGACGUGUCUCCUUUGCCGUGGCCUUGAUGCAUGAUCCAGAAUUGUUGAUUCUGGACGAGCCAACCGUCGGUGUAGAUCCUUUAUUGCGGCAAAGUAUUUGGAGUCAUUUGGUGCAUAUCACAAAGGCUGGACAAAAGACAGUCAUCAUAACGACACAUUACAUUGAGGAAGCGCGUCAGGCGCAUACGAUUGGUCUUAUGCGUUCCGGUCAUUUGCUGGCGGAGGAGUCUCCAAGCGUUUUACUGUCAAUGUACAAAUGUAUUAGUCUGGAAGAGGUGUUCCUAAAGCUGUCGCGCAUGCAGAGCCAAAAAGGAGAAAUAUCCAAUGUAAACUUUAGUAAUAAUAUUUCAUUACACGCCAUGGCAUUCGGCAGUAAAAUGGAUAAGCCCGGCUCGAGUCAAGAAGGAGGUGUGGUCGGAUUGAAUUUCCAUCAGAGCAAAGAAGUGCUGAUUAGCGAAACAAAUGGAUCGGUCUUUACGUUGAAUCAAGAACCCUAUGACCCGCCGCCGCCCAUGAAACGCAACACUCCCAAAGAUGAAGAAAGCUGCCAGGAUUGCUAUGCGAAUCUAUGCAAGGUCACAACUAAAGGCAAAAUGAAAGCACUGCUAACCAAAAAUUUCCUGCGCAUGUGGCGUAAUGUUGGCGUAAUGCUGUUCAUUUUUGCGUUGCCCGUAAUGCAGGUGAUACUCUUCUGUUUGGCAAUUGGACGAGAUCCGACUGGUUUGAACUUGGCGAUCGUUAACAGUGAAAUGAACAAUACAAAUAUCUGCUAUUGGGAGGAUUCUUGCCAUUUCACGAAUCUCGGUUGUCGUUAUUUGAGCCAUCUGAACGACACUAUGGACAAAACGUACUACACGAAACUGGAGGAAGCUAAAGAUGCGGUGCGUGUAGGCAAAGCUUGGGGUGUGCUCUACAUAACGGAGAACUUUACGGAUGCAUUUGUGGCACGCGUAGCCUUGGGACGUGACGCUGACGAUGAGACCAUUGAGCAGUCGGAAAUUAAAGUGUGGCUGGAUAUGUCCAAUCAGCAAAUCGGAGUUAUGCUGAAUCGUGACAUACAACUGGCCUAUCGGGACUUUGCCAUGACGUUGCUGGAGCAAUGUGGCAAUAAUCCCAAACUUGGUGAUGUGCCUAUUCAAUUUAGAGAACCCAUUUAUGGCACAAUGAAUCCGUCGUUUACAGAUUUUGUUGCACCUGGUGUGAUAUUGACCAUUGUGUUCUUCUUGGCUGUUGCAUUGACGUCAUCCGCAUUGAUCAUCGAACGCACUGAGGGCAUGCUCGAUCGCUCAUGGGUCGCUGGCGUUACACCCGGAGAGAUUCUCUUCUCGCACGUCAUCACACAAUUUGUGGUCAUGUGUGGACAAACAACGCUCGUACUCAUCUUUAUGCUGGUCGUUUUUGGUGUCACAAAUAAUGGCGAACUCUUCUGGGUGAUUGUAUUGACGCUGCUGCAGGGUUUGUGCGGCAUGUGCUUUGGAUUCCUCAUCUCAUCGGUCUGUGAGCUGGAACGUAACGCCAUACAGCUGGCGUUGGGUUCAUUCUAUCCCACGCUGCUGUUAUCCGGUGUUAUUUGGCCCAUUGAGGGAAUGCCCAUUGUGCUGCGAUACAUUUCGCUUUGCCUGCCACUGACACUCGCUACCACUUCGCUGCGCUCGAUAUUGACGCGCGGUUGGGCCAUCACGGAGAAGGCUGUGUACUCGGGCUUCCUGAGUACGCUGGCGUGGAUCCUUGGCUUUCUGAUACUGACGCUGUUGGUGCUGCGAGCGAAGCGUGGAUAAUAUAAUUUGCAACAGUGGCGGCCAAGGGCACGGCUGCAAAUCGGGACAACAAAUUAAUUAAAUUUUUACUCUUGAGUUUUUUUUUUUUAUAAAUCAUCGAUACUAGAAAUUGAGAAAUUGUACAUGUAAAUUAAAAUUUGUACUUAAUAUGCAAAGUAAGCGAACUGGGUUGAUUCGAACUCAGCUGUAUAUAGUAUAUGUAUGACUUAUAUAUAGCUUGCGCUUAAGACCUUAUUCAUAUUUGUACAUAUGUAUGUAGGCAUGUACAUACGACCAAUGUCGAUUAAAGCUGAAUUGUAGUUGUUGUAGAGAGUAUAUACUAUAUACAUAUAUACAUAAAUACAAAAGAAAACACAACAAAUACAAGUGUAUAAGGUGUCUUAUCCUAAUUUUAGCAUUAAUUCAUAUUUAAUAGAUUAUCUAGUUUAUUUUACAUUCCCAUGCACGCACCGUUCUAUUUUAUCAGCUUUCUGCUCAACAAAAAUAUCUAGUUUUUACUUUAAACUUUACACCUUAAUAAAUUUAAAUCUUAUCUAUGUCGCUUGAGGGAGUUAUGUAAACAAAAAUUUUA